Ostrea edulis (European flat oyster) is the source of this 6162-nucleotide messenger RNA. RefSeq names its product glycerophosphodiester phosphodiesterase domain-containing protein 5-like. Gene Ontology annotation, molecular function: glycerophosphodiester phosphodiesterase activity. The transcript has 14 exons. Gene Ontology annotation, biological process: lipid metabolic process. Gene Ontology annotation, cellular component: membrane. Bases 84 to 1943 code for a protein of 619 amino acids. The record is from RefSeq and is a predicted model, not a curated record. Lineage: Eukaryota; Metazoa; Mollusca; Bivalvia; Ostreida; Ostreidae.
AUUGAGAAACGAAUAUGGCGGCCAUUGUAGAAGACCUGUCAUUUGAAGGCCCCUGGUUAUGAAGACAUACUUGUUAAGGAGACAUGGUAUCUCAUGUGAGACUACAGUACUACCAGCACCGCUACUGUUUGGUGUGUAUGACAGGUAGCUUGGGGUGUCGAUGGCAUCGCUACAAGCAGUCCACCCGGGACAGCAGAAAGAGGGACCUGGUCAUCUUCUCUCUGCUGUCGGCGACAUUUCUGUUUUGUAUAUUCCUGUUGUAUUGUAUAUUUGUGAUGAGAAACGACUUCAGUGAUCUGAACUGGUAUUUUUAUUCUCAAACCAAAAAAUGGCUUCCAGUCUACUCCAUCUUCCUGAUUGUUGUUUGUGUUGUGUUUUCCUAUUUAUUCAUUUUAAUGUGUUUAUCCCUGUGCCAUUUACUACAAGGACACCAGCUCUACACUCACAAGGUGCAUGCAGUGUUCAUUCUACUCUUCUUGGGAUUUUUCAUUUCUUUGGUAGUAACCAUUGAUGAAAUGUGGAGGGAGGAAUGGGCCAUAGUUUGGCUGUCACUCCAGAUAUUUGGUCCGUACCUUCAGGUAGGAGCUGUAGCUGUGAUGACUCUCAUGUCCUGGUUGAUUGCUAGGCAAUGGUUCACGUUGUCAUCUACAUAUGGACAGUUGUUGUGUCUGAUGGUUUACCUGGCUGUUAUGACUGGUCUGUAUGUAGCCCCGUUAUUCAUCAAUUCUCCGUGUGUUGUGCUGAUCUCCGAGCUGCCACCGCGACCCCGACUUCUCGCGCAUCGUGGCGCCUCAGCAAUUGCUCCAGAAAACACGUUAGCAUCAUUCCAUGUAGCCAAUCAGUAUAAUGUAGAGGGAUUUGAAGCUGAUGUUCGAAUUAGUUUGGAUGGUGUUCCAUUUCUUUUAUAUGAUUCCACAUUUCAAAGAACUACAAAUAUUGAACAAGUCUUUCCAAGUCUGGUGAAUCAAGAUGCAUCUUUUUUCAACAUGUCACAAAUAAAACAGCUUAAUGCUGGGCUGUGGUUUUUGGAGCACGAUCCAAUGUAUACUGUUGGUCAAGUUUCGGAGGAGAGGAAGUGGUUGUAUAGGAACCAGAGUGUGCCAACAUUACAGGAGUUAGUGGAGUAUACUAGUUCUACAAAUAAAACACUCAUGUUGGAUAUACGGAAUCCUCCUACUGGUCACCCAUACAGGGCCCUGACUGAAAACAACACCAUCGAGGUCAUACUACAGGGAGGACUAAGGCCGGACUCUGUCCUGUGGUUGACAGAUAGUGAAAAAGGGGCACCUGAAGGCUUUCACCCAGUGGCUGCUAACCGAUACUACCCCUCCAGUCACCUGCAUAGAAACAACAUAUCUAUGGUCAAUGUUAUGUUCAAUGUUUUGUCAUCUGAUAACAUACAAGAGUACAAAGCCAACAACAUCAGCGUGAACAUUCACACUGUGAACGAGGACUGGUUGUUCUCGCUGUACUGGUGCAUGGGAGUGUCGUCCGUAUCCACGAACAACUGUCAAUCAUUGUCCACUCUACAGACACCCAUAUUUCAUCUGUCACCUAGAAAUUAUUUGAUUCUGUGGAUGACCGUGGACAUCAUGUCAGCUCUUCUGGUCAUCACUGCAUUCAUUGUACAACGAAUUCUAUGGUCUGGGUCCGAAUAUAGUCCUGAACGAAUUGCAAUAAAUUCAGUGACUGGGAAUGGUAACGGCCCACACAAGUCCUCUAGAUCUUCACACCGACAAAGCAGACGACAAAUGAAAGAAAAACUGAUACUGAGAGAUGUAGCAGCAGACUUAUUCGAUGAGGACUCGGAAAACCCAAAGGAAUAUGGGAUAGAGAGUAACUACACAGUUCAGUCGACAGACGGACAAGAAAUGGUACGAUCAUUCCAAAAGGCAUCAGGCUAUCAAACAAAUGUUGACGUGGAGAUAAACCGAGUUGUCUGACGAUUCAGGUGAUACUGUUUAUCUUAGAGUAAAAUUGUUGUCAUAUUAAUUAUUUUUUAAUGAAUUAAACCAGUGACAGUGGUGAAAUCAAAACUUUUUUAUUCCAAAACCAAAAAAGGCAAAAUAUAAUUGAAAUUAAUCUGACCAAAUUACACAUGCUCAUGUUAAGAGAGAUAUGACACAAUACAUUUUUUGCAUAUUUGUGUCCAUUUUCUUGGGAGAUCUUUGACAGUCACUUAGUACGUUUAGUUUGAAUGCUUCACAUUUCUUUGAGUAGAGCUCAUUGUAAAUUCAUUAAGAUUUGCAUAUUGCUUAAUGCCAGAAAAUAGUAGUUGGUUUCAUGAAAAUGAUUUUUUACAGAAGAGAAAACAAAAAUGAAAUGUGGUUAAACAAAAGUGCUUUUAUUUUUAAGCUCUGUUUGGCACAAGGGGCAUUGCAGUAUAAGAGGACGCAAGUACAAAUGAGGUCACACUAUUGUUCUGUGUGCCUGGCACUUUAAAGUGGCUCUUGUUUUAGAGAGCCUGUUAUUGCUGUGUAGAAUUUUGUGUAUUUUUAUAUCUACAUUUUCACACUCAUCAAGGCGUGAUGCCUUGGUGUUUGAUAAAAAUUCCAGUUUCUACUCACAUAUCACGUUGUUAAACACCUCCCAACCCAGAGGAGAAGACAAAAUGAAAGUGUUCAGUAUGGAGCAGUGUGUUGUAGGGGGGGAAGGUGUAGGGAUAUCAAACUUUCAGUGUGAAUCGGUGUGUAGGGAUAUCAAACUUUCAGUGUGAAUCGGUGUGUAGGGUUAUCAAACCUUCAGUGUGAAUCGGUGUGUAGGGAUAUCAAACUCUCUGUGUGAAUUGGUGUGUAGAGAUAUCAAACUCUCUGUGUGAUUUGGUGUGUAGGGGGGAAGGUGUAUCAGACUGUUGUAUUGAUUUAUUUUAUGUGGCUGUUCUUGAAGCUGAGAGCUGAAUGGAGAGCUUUUUUUCUGUGAUGGUGUUUGUCAUAAUAUACUCAGGAAUAUGUUAGUCGGCAUUGUCGCUAUUUUGCCAUAAGUACAUAUAGGUUGGCUUAUUUUUCAUUGAAAAUGGCAUAUUAACAUACAAGGUUGCAAAUAUAAGUUUUUGAAUCAAAUUUAUUUCAAAUCAAUGCACUUAUUUAGUUUAUAUUGAGUUGAUUUUCAUUGUUUAGCAGGGCUCGAUAUUAACGCUUGUCUGUUAUCUGUGAUCUGCUUGUCCAGUACCCGUGAAAAAGAUUACUGGACAAGUUAAUAUUGCUAGGUACCUGUCCAACUGGACAAGGGAUUAUUCUAUGAAAAAGUUUCUUAAAAAAAAACAGAAAAGAAAAAUUAACAAUUGUUAUUCUUUUUAUCAAAGUUCGAAGUCAGAAGCAGUGUGUAAAUAGAUACCCUCGAUCCUGCUAUUGAUUGUCAAUGCGAGAUUGUCGAACACAUCUGGGAAUGAAGUUCACUACAUUUGUACAAUGUACUACUUUCAAUUUUGAUAUUGUAACAUGGAUCUUUCAAAGUUUUUCUUAUUUAUUUUGUUGGUUUUUUUCCCCAUCAUUUUUAAUUUUUUAUCAACCAGGACGGCUUGGUAAAAUUUUGUUUCAUGAUUUGUUUCCUGUGAUUAUGUGUUAAUAAAAUCACAAAUAAACAUAUUAUUUAUACUUUAAUUAAAUGCAGAAGUUUUAAAGUUUGAACAUGCAAGUAACUUUUAUGACCACUUGUCCAAAUGAACAAGUAGAAAAAAGAACUUGAUGUAGAGCCCUGUUUAUCAGAAUACAUUAUGCUGCCCUGCAAAGCUAGGCAAUACUUAAUUUAGUCGUUUGGUGUGUGUGUCUUCCAUUGUAACUUAGCAGCCAUUGACAUAUAUAUCAUGUUCCUUUGAACAUUUCCUGUCGGGUUGUACAUUUCCUGUCUGGUUGAACACUUCCUGUCGGGUUGAACACUUCCUGUCGGGUUGUAUAUGACAUGUAUGUUAUACUUUAUGUAAUUUUCUCUGUUUUGUAGUGAAGUAAUCGGAUAUCAGUUAUUGUAUCGCAGUAAUUUGUUAUACACUUAUGGUUCAUAUCACUAGUUAGAAACUAAACUUCCUAUUGUCGUCUGUAUGAAAUGUAUGGGGUUAUUGUUGGCUAUACAUCCAUUGUAUUAGUAUAUAUAUUUUUGUUAUUUUCAGGUGUGUUUUUCUGGUUAUUCUAUCCAAACUAUUUUUUGAUAUUUGUAUUAUUUCUGUUAGUAAUGGAAAUAAUUUGAUCUACUGCAGAAUAUGCAUUGCGUGAGUUACUUUCUUACUGUGUAAGAGAAUUAUUUAAAUGCAAAUGAAAUAUCUAGUACAUGAUCUAUAAAAGUACCAAAACAAAAGGUGAAUCAUACCCAGAAACACACACACAUACGCUGUGAAUCAUUCACAAACACAUUUCUUUAUCUAUACGUACCAAACAAAGGUAAAACACCCAUAGAAAUGCGCAACCACACACAUCUCUGCAUUCUUAGAAAACAGUCAUUCAAAUGUCAAUCUGAUUAAAAUACCGAUUUCUCGAAUAGUACAUAGCUUGUGUGCUGUGUGAGAGAUAUGUAUUUAAUCAGGUUGUUCAAAUGUUUCACUUUCACAAGAAAUUGAAGACUUAGUUCUUGCAGAGUUACUGUUACUGAUUAUUGAAUACAUACAUGACUGAAGAGUUGCAGUAAAUAUGGACUGUUUAUUUUAUUGAGUUUGAAGACUACAUGGUCGACCGUGCCGAUUUUAUGGGCCAUAUUUCACUUAUGAACAAUUUGUUCUGAAUCAGAGAUAAAAUAUUUUUAAUGGGAGUAGAAAUGGCUGUCUUGGCUAUUGAAGGUUGGAGUAGGGGUGUGAUCCUGGAGUAGGGGUGUGAUCCUGGGGUGUGAUCCUGGAGUAGGGUGUGAACCGUCAUACUUCACACGGUCAUGGGCUGCUCUUCACAUACAAACCCUUCACAAACAUUAUUAUUGAAAAAAUCGGACUUGGACUUGUGUAAUUUCAUGAAAAUAAACCAUCCAAUGAAAUGCUUGUUCUGAUCAUAAUGCGGAUAAAGCAGUGGCUAUGUCACAAUAGACAGAAGCGUAACUUGCAAGCUGUUGUUGUGUAUUGUCUUAACUUGUUAACUUAGAGGUCACUAGUUUGGCAAACCAACGGAGAUCAAGUGACGACUGAAACAUUACUUAAAAACUCAAACUGUCAACAACAAAAAAUCAGAGGUUUGAUCAUAAAUCUGUUUAAUUGCACAGUUUCGCAAAACAAACCAGGUUUUAAAAAGGUAAUAGAGUGAAACGGGUCAUUGCCAGGAUGCCCGAAAUAAGAGCGCCCAAUGGCUGAUUGGUUCUACUUGCUCUCUCGGAACCAAUCAAAUUUCAAGUCCAAUUUAGGAAGUAGUGACGUUUGUUGGGGGUUUGUACUCUAAGCGCAAAGCCUUGACGGUGUAAAAAUGGUGGGAACCAGGAAUAUGGUUUCUGUGCUGAGUGGGAAUGUUUGAGGCUGUUUUAUUCUAACUUUAAUAGUUGCAGUAGCUUUGAAUAUGGAACCGGAGUUGCUAUGAUAUAUUGCAUUUGGUUGUACAUUGUUUUUAGCGCAUUUGGCAAAAUUGGACUUUGUUACAUUAAGUACACGGCUAAAUUAUUAUCGAUACAUAUCUUUGGGCUGCAGUAUGAAGCGCCAAAUCCGCACUAAAUUACAGAGACUUUUCCCCCUUAAUAUCUUUCUUGAGAAAUGUGAGAUAUUGAAGAGCAUUUUUGUUGUGAUAUUGUUCAUAAUGUAGAAGCACAGACACUCCAGUGACAAGAGGAAUUAUUGAUUUUAAUUCUUUAUAUUUCAAAGACAAUGGGUGUUUUUAGAGAAAAAAUGUCAUGCAAGUUAAAAGUAAACUGCAACAGUGAGAUUUCUUGGAUCAAACACAUGAGUUAUAAAUCUAUGUAUAAAAAAGGAAAAAAUUAACAAGAAGAGAGUUGAGUGGGGCGAGCCAUUUAGAAUGAUUCAUAUGACCUUGUCUUUAUGAAACUUUUUUGUUAUCUUGGCAUAAUUUAUUUUAGAUGUAGACUCUUGUUUUAAUGGGAAUGUAUUAAAAAUGCCCUGAAAAUUGAUAUUUUGUACUUUGUUUUAAGUUAUUUGAAAUGGCUGUAUUUUUUAUUAAUAGCUGUAUUUUUGUACAGAGUCGCAUACUUUGCAUUGUCCAAGUUGAAUUUGUUGCAAUUUUCCACAGAAAUAAAUUAUUUAAAAUAAUA